Molecule: messenger RNA, 1638 nt
Organism: Glycine soja
Lineage: Eukaryota; Viridiplantae; Streptophyta; Magnoliopsida; Fabales; Fabaceae
Product: U-box domain-containing protein 8
Exons: 1
Coding region: 153-1250 (365 amino acids)
Biological process (GO): protein ubiquitination
Cellular component (GO): cytoplasm; nucleus
Molecular function (GO): ubiquitin-protein transferase activity; protein binding
Source: RefSeq, a predicted model, not a curated record
GAAAAAUAAAAUCCCUGUGAUGAAGCUAAAAAUGAACCAUGGCGAAACGAAAGGGAACUCAUUAGAGGCCUCAAAAACCUCAUAAACCCUCUCUCUCUGUCUCAGUCACACAUUCAAGAAGGGUGAAGGGUGAAGGGUGGUAGCAGAAAAAAAUGGACUCACAUCUCCCCGACCACUUCAAGUGUCCAAUUUCCCUCGAAAUAAUGUCGGACCCUGUCAUUCUCUCUUCGGGUCACACCUUCGACCGUUCCUCCAUCCAACGUUGGCUCGACGCGGGUCACCGAACAUGUCCAAUUACCAAACUACCCCUCCCCGACCACCCCGCCCUCAUCCCCAACCACGCGCUGCGAAGCUUAAUCUCCAACUACGCAUUCCUCUCACCUCUCCACCAUACCGUUUCCCAACCCGAAGCCCUAAUUUCAACCCUCGCCUCCAAUUCUUCGUCUUCCGAUUCCAAAAUUGAGGCUCUUAAGCACCUCACGCGCUUAUCCAAGCGCGACUCGGCGUUCCGGCGGAGGCUGGCGGAGUCCGGCGCCGUCCCCGCCGUGAUCGCCGCCGUGGACGACCCGAGCCUCCAGGAGAGGGCGCUCCCGCUCCUCCUCAACCUCACCCUCGACGACGACUCCAAGGUCGGCCUCGUCGCCGAAGGCGUGGUCGCGCGCGUGGUGGAGGUGCUCCUCCACGCGCCGACGCCGGACUGCCGCGCCGUUGCGGCCACCAUCGUCACGAGCCUCGCGGUCGUCGAGGUGAAUAAGGCCACCAUCGGCGCGUUUCCGGCGGCGAUCGCGGCGCUCGUGGCGAUCCUCCGCGACGGCAAGGGGCGGGAGAGGAAGGAGGCCGCCACCGCUCUCUACGCGCUCUGCUCUUUUCCGGAUAACCGGAGAAGAGCCGUCAAUUGCGGCGCCGUGCCGAUUCUCCUCCAAAACGUCGAAAUUGGACUUGAACGCUGUGUUGAGGUAAUUGGAUUUUUGGCAAAAUGCAAAGAAGGGAGAGAACAAAUGGAAUGUUAUGACGGUUGCGUUCAGAUUCUGGUUAACGUUUUGAGGAAUGGUAGCUCGAGGGGGAUUCAAUAUGCACUCUUUGCACUCACUUCGCUUUGCUCUUAUAACCAGGAAAUGGUUCUGGUGGCUCUGGAAGAAGGGGUUCUAGAAGCUUCUCUUGGGUUUGUGGAAGAUGAUAAUGAGAAAGUGAGGAGGAACGCGUGUAAUUUGAUUAAGGUUUUGCGUUUCAACCACAAUCGGGUGAGGUGAUACUGAUGAUGAUGAAAAAUGGAAAUGUGGAGUGUGCCUGUGAAGUAUCAGUUUUGAUGGGAAGAAAGAUUUGUUUGUCUCUCCUCUGUUGAGGUGAGUUUUUUUUUUCUUUUGGUUUAUUGGUUCUGCCUUGUUGGGUGGGUCCUCUGUAAAAAAAAUGGAAAGAAAUAUCAUUUUUUUUAUGUGAUAGGGUUCUUUUGUAUGUUAUAUAUAUUGAAUAAUGAUAAUGAUGAUGGGAUCGGUCUCUGGUGUUAGUUUAGCUGUUCUCAAUGGGAAAGUUGAUCGACCCUUUGAAAUGUAGUGCUUCAAGUUAGAAAAUUUCUCAUGGUUUCCUUACAAUUUUUUGUACUGGGUUAACACUUGAAUUUAACUUCCAAGUUGUUUUUUA